AUGCUUCCUCAAAAUACGAUUGAAGAGCCGGAGCCGGAGGAGGAGGAGUGCGAGAAUCCGACGUUGGCAGCAGCAACAACAAUGAUUGAGGUGGAGCCUCAGGACUCCGUGUCUGUUUGUGCACCAUCAGAAGUAGGCUCCGUCGCUGAUGGAACCAACAGCCAUUCACUGAAGCGACCCGAGCUAGGAGGCCGACAUCAGGAGGAGUACCUACCAGCAAGCUUGUCCUCCAGUGAUCACAUCAGCAACUCAGAGCAUCAUUUCAUAGCUUGCUUACAAGCGGUGCGCGCGGAUGUGAUCACGGAGUGCGUCAUCAAUGCCAAGAACUCACGAGGCAUUCCUCAAGAGAUAAGAUUCGACUUUGACAAAACCAAAGACAACGUGCUCCUUGCAGCCUUUUGCCUUUUUGGUGACGGGAGUGUGGACAAGGGCAUGGGCUUCGAGAAGCUCACAAUAGACAUCGAGCAUGCUGUGAUGAACCGAUGCAAAGAUCUCAUCGGGGUUGAGGCUGGCAUGGGCUCUGUACAUACCGCCGCCUUUGCCAUGCACGCAGGAGUUCCACAGGCAACAAGUUCUGCUCGUGAGGAAGGCGCUGGUGUUUCUCACUCAGACGGCUUUGCGCAACAGACUGUUCAGUCAAAAGACAAAGAACUGACAGAUGUUGAGGACUCGAAGGUGAAUUGGCACAGCCUGGGCUGGCCUGCUGCGAAAAGAAUACAACUCUCGUCGGACAUCUCCAAGACGAAUUCGGAGAAAGGAGUCGAUGAGGUGAUUCUCCGGGAGCAGCGAGAUGCGAUCUUGCUACUUCAAAGGAGUCUUGCAUACCUCAUCCCUAAAGUUACUGAGGACUACUUCCCUGUCUUGGGAGACUGGUGCAAGCAGACGAUAGAAGCAGUUGAGCUCUUCCGAAGCUACCACAACAUACAGAAUGAGAAGGGCGUUGUGGAUGCAAAGAUUUGGGACAAGCUUGCUGAUGAGGUGAAAAAGAAAGAUGAAAAGGAAGCCAAGAAGAAAGAAGAUCGGCUCAAAGAUCAGCUGAAUAGACAACAGGAGAAGCUGCAGCGAAAGGAGCACAGAAACUUUGAAAGUUCUGAAACGUACAAAAACAUGAUGGACGCUUGCCAAGUAAACCUUGGUGCAGUCAGUGCGGCUGGCAAGACCACGGUUUCGACGGCAGACACAGCUACUUCAAAAGGUAAGGCAUCUACAGCCGAGACAACUACCUCGAAUGGAACAGCGCUGGCAGGUCAGGCGUCCAGUAGAGCUUCCCAGCAGUCGACUGCUGGGAGCAACAAUUCGAUGGCACAGUCGUCUCCGCCUAAGACGGAGCCACUCAAAUCACAGCCGAACACGCCACGCGCUACAUCCAAAGAUGCUCACAAUGCAAACCUGCCAAUGCAGCCUCAGCAACAGCCUGGUAUUUCUUCAAGGCAACCUUCUCAUGGCCAAGGGCACAUGCAGCAAAACGCGAAUCAAGCACCUCACUUCCAGCAGCACUUGCAGUCGACACAAUCUCAAGGAUCCUUUCCGCAACAGCAACAAAGUGGUCAGACACAGGGACCCUAUCCAACACAACCCAUGCAACAAAACCAGCAAUCGCAGCCACAGAGUGGACAAUCUCAAGGAUCCUUUCCGCAACAGCAACAAAGUGGUCAGACACAGGGACCCUAUCCAACACAACCCAUGCAACAAAACCAGCAAUCGCAGCCACAGAGUGGACAAUCUCAAGGAUCCUUUCCGCAACAGCAACAAAGUGGUCAGACACAGGGACCCUAUCCAACACAACCCAUGCAACAAAACCAGCAAUCGCAGCCACAGAGUGGACAAUCUCAAGGAUCCUUUCCGCAACAGCAACAAAGUGGUCAGACACAGGGACCCUAUCCAACACAACCCAUGCAACAAAACCAGCAAUCGCAGCCACAGAGUGGACAAUCUCAAGGAUCCUUUCCGCAACAGCAACAAAGUGGUCAGACACAGGGACCCUAUCCAACACAACCCAUGCAACAAAACCAGCAAUCGCAGCCACAGAGUGGACAAUCUCAAGGAUCCUUUCCGCAACAGCAACAAAGUGGUCAGACACAGGGACCCUAUCCAACACAACCCAUGCAACAAAACCAGCAAUCGCAGCCACAAAGUGGACAAUCUCAAGGAUCCUUUCCGCAACAGCAACAAAGUGGUCAGACACAGGGACCCUAUCCAACACAACCCAUGCAACAAAACCAGCAAUCGCAGAUAUCACAGAAUCCACAGGCUCAAGGCUCCUAUCCCCAGCAAAUGCAGCAAAAUCAACCGUCCCAGCAGGGUGCCCAAGGGGCAUUUCCACAGUCCCAGCAAGGGCAGCAUCAACAAGGAACCAACUUCCAGAAAUUUCCGCAGCAGUCAGCCAAUUUCCAGCAGUUUCCACAGAACUUCCAGGGCUUGGGCCAACAACAGCCGCAUGGCAACUACAACAUGCAGCAAGGCUCAGUACCGGUGAUGCAGCAGCAGAUGCAGAACUUCCAGGGCUUGCAGCAUGGCAACUAUCCCAUGCAGCAGGGUUCAGUACCACAGCAGAUGCCGUCAAACCAGCAAUGGCAGCAGUCACAGUGGUCACAAGGUCAGCAAGGGCAAACUCUGCAGGAGUUCUGCCCGCAGCUAAACUGA
Messenger RNA from Cladocopium goreaui, 2643 nucleotides. The record is from the annotation of a GenBank genome assembly. NCBI's taxonomy places the organism in Eukaryota, Dinophyceae, Suessiales, Symbiodiniaceae.